CCAUUCAGCUGGAAACAUGUUUGCUCUGCUUUGAUUUUAAGGUGAUGCGCUCCUGAGUUGCCACAGACACUACAAAGCCCGUCCUACGCACGGGAUUGGGAGGUUUAAAUACCUGCUCCCGAAGGAGGCUCCAAAGAAGAAGAAGGAUAAAGUCCAGAUGAAAGAGAUAAAUCCUGGGACCGAAUACGAGUAUGGAGAUAUCAACAUCCAGAUGACUUCCUAUGAUAUGUGUCUCGUGGAGCAUUUUGCUCAGUACGUGCACAGACUCUGCAACCGACUCUCUGUUAAAGUGAACGAAAGCUACGCGAUGCCCACCAAAACCAACGAAGUGCUGUUCUUGGAAGAGCGAGGAUCCAAAAUGCAGCUGGAUGCGGUCCUUACCACCCAUCAGAGGGUUGUCCAGAUCAGCGGUUUGAGCGCAACGUUUGCUCCGAUACUCUUGGAAAUAAUUCAGAGUAAUCAGCCUGAAGGGGUCCACCUGUUAGUGAAAGAGCACACAGAAGCUGACUUCAAGAGCCGAUCCACCUCCCUGGAGCUCCUGGUUGAUGACGGUGGCGCAGACGGAGAAGGAAGAUUUUGGCCAGGAUAA
Molecule: messenger RNA, 589 nt
Organism: Calidris pugnax (ruff)
Lineage: Eukaryota; Metazoa; Chordata; Aves; Charadriiformes; Scolopacidae
Gene: MRPL48
Product: mitochondrial ribosomal protein L48
Exons: 6
Coding region: 158-589 (143 amino acids)
Cellular component (GO): mitochondrial ribosome
Source: RefSeq, a predicted model, not a curated record